AUGAUUCCAUCCUCUCCUAACAAAGUGCCUCCAGUUUAUAAAUAUCUGAAGGAUAUGGAAUUGAUUCAUGAAAUUGUCAUCAAUAAUGAUUUUGAAAUGAAAAAAGUGGACUCACCCGAAAAAAGUAUUCAGAAAAGAGUCCAUGAAAUGUUUCACAAGGCUUUUUGGGACCAUGUUGAAGAGCAACUAAAUGCCAAUCCUCCUGACUAUGUACCAGCCAUUCAACUCAUAGAGGUUAUCAAACAGAUGAUACUCGAACUAUUGAUGCCCUGGCAAAAUCAACUGAAAAACCAGAUUUCUGAAGUUCUCGAUAUUGAAUUAAUCAAGCAAAAAAUUGAGCAUGAAGUGUUUGACAUUAAUUAUUAUGAAGAUUACAUUAUCUCUUUGAUGGAAAAAAUCUGUGCACCAGUUAGAGAUGAAGAUGUAGCUAAACUGCGCCAUCAAAAAGAAGUUGUAUCUUUGUUUAGGAGCAUAAUUGAGACUUUAGAACUCAUGAAACUGGACAUGGCCAACUUCACUAUCAACCAAGCUCGACCAUAUAUGCAGCAACAUUAUACAUCUCUUGAAAAAGACAAAUUCAAGAAAUACAUUGAUUACACCAGAGAAAAAGGCCUGGAUCCACUACAAAGAACAAAGACUUGGCUACAAAGGAACCAUAUGAAACUCACUCUGCCUCAGUGCAUUACUACUGAGGAGGGAGCAACUUGUGCUGGGGCCAGUUUCUUCUCAGGAAAUUUGCACCCUGAUGCUAAUUCUACUAGGUCAGUUACAGGAACAAUAAUUCUCAACACAGCCUAUCUGGAACUUAUCAACUGGGAAGAUCUACAACCAUAUCCAGAGACCAUGUGUUUGGAUGAGCGUCGUUUCCGGAAAUUGCAAGAACAUUUGUAUAAGCUGCGCUUAAUGGCAGGUAUGCUGUUAGUCACAUACAAUACAAUCGGCACUUCUAUCUCCGGGGUCUCUGAAGUUCGAGAACAGCUGAAACAGAAUUUAACUGUUUUGCUAGACAAGUUGAACUCAAAGGAUGAAAAAAAUCUUUUGGAAGUGGCAUUAAGUUGUGCAGAGCAAGUAAAUUGUGUAGUAAAAACAUGGCUGAAAAGUCAUGGCUUUGAGGAACUAGAUGCAGACAAACAAAAACUGCUUCUUGGCCAGCUGCAGGAUGUCUUCUCUCCUCAAAAUGCAGUGCACAAAUUGAUGUGGAAGAGAAUCAAUGAUUUUAUUUACCAAUGCAUUAGCUGUGGCAGUGUGGACAAAGUGAAGAUCCCAACUGGCCUGUCUACUAUUGAAACAGAACUGAUUGCUCUUUGUAAAUCUUUUGCCCACCUCAUUGGACUUAAUUUUGGUAUCUACCAUGAAUAUUACAAAGAAAUUCUCACCAUGCUGUUGGAAGGUAAAGAUGAUGAUUCCAUGUCAUCCACAGCCAAGAAGCCAGAAUCUCCUGACAGUCCCAAUUCUGAUGUUGGCUGGAAUGUCAAUGUUCCAGUUCAUCAGUGA
Messenger RNA from Acanthosepion pharaonis, 1494 nucleotides. Lineage: Eukaryota; Metazoa; Mollusca; Cephalopoda; Sepiida; Sepiidae. The record is from the annotation of a GenBank genome assembly.